AUGGCUCAAGAUACUAAAGAGUUCCCUCCCAUCAGAGCAUGUCUCUUUGACAUGGAUGGCCUCCUCCUCGAUACCGAGGAUAAAUACUCCGAGAGCGUUAACACAAUGCUCGAGCGCUACGGCCGCCCCCCAAUGCCAUGGUCCGUCAAGGCACAGCUCCAAGGCCGCCCCGGCCCCGCCGCUGCAGCCAUCUUCCACGAGUGGGCGCAACUACCCAUCCCACAAGAGCAGUUCACUCUCGAGCAAGCCGAGAUCCAGCGCAAGCUGUUUCCAUCAGCGGCACCACUACCUGGUGUUGUCGAGCUCCUGAAGAACCUUAACUCCGCGAAGCCCAAGGGCGCGAAGGAUGGGGAGAAGCUGCACCUGGCUCUGGCUACGAGCUCGCAUACCGGGAACUUCAAGCUGAAGACCGAUCACCUGGGACACUUGUUCGAGGUGUUCGUGGAUGCGAGGCGUGUGCUGGGAGAUGACCCGAGAAUCGCGAAGGGAAGGGGUAAGCCAGCACCAGAUAUCUACUUGCUCGCUUUGGAUAUGGUGAACGCUACUCUAGCAGAAGGGGAGGCGCCAAUUAAACCAGAAGAGUGCCUUGUAUUUGAGGACUCUGUCCCAGGUGUUGAGGCUGGAAGGAGGGCGGGUAUGCAAGCUAUUUGGUGCCCUCACCCAGGUCUCAAGGAGGAGUUUAUUGGAAGGGAAGAUCUUGUCUUGGCAGGUAGAAUUCCUGAUGCUCAGGGUGUCAUUGGAGAGGGCGCAGGAGAGAUUGGUGACGGAUAUGCCCAGUAUCUCCUCACGUUGGAGAACUUCCCGUAUGAGAAGUAUGGAAUCGUGGUUGAGAACUAG
Pseudogymnoascus verrucosus is the source of this 837-nucleotide messenger RNA. RefSeq lists its product as uncharacterized. The record is from RefSeq and is a predicted model, not a curated record. NCBI's taxonomy places the organism in Eukaryota, Fungi, Ascomycota, Leotiomycetes, Thelebolales, Thelebolaceae. Gene Ontology annotation, molecular function: phosphatase activity. The transcript is spliced from 2 exons. Bases 1 to 837 code for a protein of 278 amino acids.